UCACCCUAGUUCUUUUCUUCUUCUCUUCUUCUGUACUACUUGUACACAGAGCAGUAGCUGAAAUUUUUGGGUGUGGGUUGUUUUGUUGCAUGGAUGGAUCCCUCACAACAUCAGGAGAUGUCUAAUCCUUCUUUGGAAAGCAUGCUGGUUUGCUCAAAAGCACAACAAGAGAGAAAGCCAAGGCCACAACCAGAACAAGCUCUCAAGUGUCCAAGAUGUGACUCCACCAACACCAAAUUCUGUUACUACAACAAUUACAGCCUCACCCAGCCAAGGUAUUUCUGCAAGGCGUGCAGGAGGUACUGGACCAAAGGAGGCACACUGAGAAAUGUGCCGGUGGGAGGCGGGUGCAGGAAGAACAAACGAUCAUCUUCGUCUUCAUCAAAGAGGACCCAGGAUCAGCAGCAGCUCAACUCCAGCACCAACCCACUGACUGGAAUCCCUACUUUGGGUUAUGACUCGGCUGAUCACCUCAGUCUUGCAUUUGCUAGGCUUCACAAAUCCAGUGGGCAAUUAGGGUUUGAUGAGCAUGAAAUUUCCCUUAUGGGAAACCCAAGCAGCACCCAUUGUAACAUGAUCCUUGGUAACCCUACCAUGAACAGUUGUGCUGGUGCCACUACUUUUCUUGACACACUAAGGAGUGGCUUUCUUGGACCCCAGAACAGUUUUCCUAAUUUUUAUUAUGGGUUUGGAAAUGGGAACAUGGCAGGAGAGGUGGAUAAUUGUGGCGUGGGCGUUGGUGGAGAAAUGGUGUCGCCAUAUGAUCAUCAUCAGGACAUGAGCAACAGCACUACUGCAACAACAACAGCUGUGACAGUCACAACAAUGAAGCAAGAAUUCUGCAAUGAGGCCAGAGAUAAUACUGCUGAUCAGAGCAGGGUCUUGUGGGGUUUCCCAUGGCAGCUCAAUGGAGAUGGCAGUAACAUGGGUGAGCUUGAUAAUUCAGGGCGAGAAAGCUGGAAUGGACUCAACUCUUCUUGGCAUGGACUGCUUAAUAGCCCUCUAAUGUAGACAAAUGGGAGCCCGUCUUUCCAUGUAUCUCUCUUGAACCAAAAACUAUAGUCUCUACCCUACUCAUCUCAUGUAUCAAACCCCAUAUAAUAUCUCAGCUUUAAUCCCUCUUUGGAGAGUUUUGUGUUAGGGAGAUAUAUAUGAUUCAAGCAUGAAUCAUGCAUCCUUAGAUAUUUCCAUUUGUUUUUUCCUUAGUAAUUUAUUGGUUGAUAAACUAAUUAAUGAUAU
Messenger RNA from Rubroshorea leprosula, 1239 nucleotides. The record is from the annotation of a GenBank genome assembly. Lineage: Eukaryota; Viridiplantae; Streptophyta; Magnoliopsida; Malvales; Dipterocarpaceae.